This is a messenger RNA of Tribolium madens (black flour beetle), 1404 nucleotides long. Its product is annotated as erlin-1-like. Bases 388 to 1377 code for a protein of 329 amino acids. Gene Ontology annotation, biological process: SREBP signaling pathway. Gene Ontology annotation, cellular component: endoplasmic reticulum membrane; endoplasmic reticulum. The transcript is spliced from 4 exons. The record is from RefSeq and is a predicted model, not a curated record. Gene Ontology annotation, molecular function: ubiquitin protein ligase binding; cholesterol binding. Lineage: Eukaryota; Metazoa; Arthropoda; Insecta; Coleoptera; Tenebrionidae.
AGUGCGCAAACGCUUAAUUAUAUUUUUUUUUAUCACAAAAAAAAUAUUUUUGUAUUAGUAUUUUUACUAUUGUCCACAGUUUUGCAAAAAUUGAGUGUUAUAUUAAUCACACCCCACGUUUUGUGUCAAAGAAGACAUGUUAAUUGUGAAAAUCUUAAUUGAAGAGUUUUGUGUAAAAAUUUAAUUUUUGUAGUUUUUUUCACUUAGUAAUGUGUUCUGAGGUAAUAGUUGGUAUUUGUGACUUGUCAAGUGUAAUUUUCCGGGUUUUUUGCACAUAACCUCAAAAAAUGUGUCAAGUGGAAAUUAAAGAUUUCCGAUACUUAACUACAUGAUGUGUUCAAAUUAAUAUUUAAACCAGGCGAUUCUCUAUUCACGUCUAUAAAUUUCAUGAAAAUGUCGCAUUUGACUGAACAUUUAAUAAUCGGAACUGUGUUAUCAACUCUGUUUAUCAUUUUCAAUUAUUCUUUGCAUCGGAUCGAAGAAGGUCAUGUUGGGGUGUAUUUUAGGGGAGGAGCCCUUUUACCCGUUACAAGUUCGCCAGGGUAUCAUAUGAUGAUCCCUUUGCUAACGAUAUACAAAUCGGUUCAGGUCACCCUUCAGACCGACGAGGUGAAGAAUGUUCCUUGUGGCACCAGUGGCGGCGUUAUGAUUUAUUUCGAUAGGAUCGAAGUAGUUAAUCAUUUAAAUGCCAAUAGCGUUAUGGAUAUUGUCCGCAACUACACUGCCGACUACGACAAAACGCUGAUCUUCAACAAGAUCCACCACGAGUUGAACCAGUUUUGCAGCAUCCACACCUUACACGAGGUCUACAUCGAUUUGUUUGACCAAAUCGACGAGAACCUCAAACAAGCCCUCCAACGCGAUCUGCUCGAAAUGGCCCCCGGCCUCACCAUCCAAGCCGUUCGCGUAACAAAACCAAAGAUCCCUGAAGUGAUUCGCAAAAACUACGAAUUGAUGGAGGGGGAAAAAACCAAAUUGUUGAUAGCGACCCAACACCAGAAAGUUGUGGAGAAAGAUGCUGAAACUGAACGAAAACGAGCUGUGAUUGAGGCGGAAAAAGAAGCGCAAGUUGCCAAAAUCCAAUACCAGCAAAAAAUAAUGGAGAAGGAGUCGUUGCAACGAAUUGCUCAAAUCGAGGACGAAAUGCACUUAGCGCGACAGAAAAGUCACGCAGAUGCGGAGUUUUACAGGAUGAAGCAACAAGCUGAAGUGAAUAAAUUGUUGUACACACCACAGUAUAUCGAACUGAAAAAGUACGAGUCUUUGUCACAAAACAACAAAGUUUAUUUCGGAAAAGAUAUUCCGCAGACUUUUAUUAGUUCGGGGUGUUCUGGUGAGGCUUUCGUUGAUAAAAAAAAGUUAGAAGGGCGACCCUGACUGUAAAUAAAGUUAUCGAAUUUUAAA